Tachysurus fulvidraco (yellow catfish) is the source of this 1808-nucleotide messenger RNA. It is a transcript of the gene wasf3a, whose product is annotated as WASP family member 3a. Gene Ontology annotation, biological process: positive regulation of Arp2/3 complex-mediated actin nucleation; actin cytoskeleton organization. Bases 348 to 1682 code for a protein of 444 amino acids. NCBI's taxonomy places the organism in Eukaryota, Metazoa, Chordata, Actinopteri, Siluriformes, Bagridae. Gene Ontology annotation, cellular component: SCAR complex; cytoskeleton; lamellipodium. The record is from RefSeq and is a predicted model, not a curated record. The transcript has 10 exons. Gene Ontology annotation, molecular function: protein kinase A regulatory subunit binding; actin binding; Arp2/3 complex binding.
CAAUACUUGUAUAUGCACCUGUUUUGCGGCUCUGUAUGCUGAUUGGUCCUGAUGGCUUACUAUGCUGAAUACCUCUUUGAUGCUGAGAGUUGAUUGGCGCACUUGACAGUUCAUCAGCAUUCGAAGCUCCGCCCCUUCUCUACUCAGCUGUAGGAGCUGCAUAUGAAAUGAUCUGGAAGUAAAAAGUCGCGUUUGCUGAGCUCACACACUCGUCUGCUGAUGAGAUUUACAGACAGCAGAUUUACUCCUUUAUGUCACUGUUCCUGUAGCUCGUGUUCUACAUUCUGCAUCUUUAGGUCCACACGAGUGUGUGUGAGUGUGUGUGUGUGAGAGAGAGAGAUGCAGCCAUGCCGUUGGUGAAGAGGAACAUUAAGCCACAUCAUGUGUGUCGUGUUGCUGUACCUGAGAACAUCGACUCUGAGCUGCAGUGUGUAACCAACAACACACUGUCUUCCAUCAUUCACCAACUCAGCAGCCUCAGUAAGCAUGCGGAGGACGUGUUCGGUGAGCUCUUUACUGAAGCUAACACUUUUUACCUGCGAGCGAACUCACUGCAGGACCGAAUCGACCGCCUCGCCGUCAAAGUCACGCAACUGGACUCCAAUGUGGAGGAAGCGUCUCUGCAGGACGUAAACAUGUGGAAGGCCUUCAGAAGCUCCGCUGCAGAAGAUCAGCAGGUCGUGUCCAGAAUCAGUAUCCCGAACCCUGUAGCUGAGAUGUACAGCAGCUGUGAGAAACCACCAGCACUCAGUGUGCUCUCCACAUACAGAGAAGAUCAUGUGGAUGGAAUGAAGUUCUACACAAAUCCGUCUUAUUUCUUCGACCUCUGGAAGGAAAAAAUGCUUCAGGACACAGAGGAAAAGAGGAAAGAGAGGAGGAGACAGAGAGAGCAGAGUGUUGAGGAUGGAACAUUACAUCGAGAAAACCGAAAAGUGCGUAAAGCGCGGAGUCGUCGUCAGGAGUGGAACAUGAUGGCACUCGAUAAAGAGCUGCGUCCAGAUCAAGGAAAUUCUCACAGUGUCCAACAGGGGGCGCUGUCUGAUAGCUCACUGUCUCCUGGAGUCAGGUGGAGUGGUUGUGAGAACUGUCCAAACAUUCCAGACCACGCCCACUUUUUGAUCAACCAUGCCUCAUCCAGUUCCAGUGAAGGGGCGGAGCACGAGUACCAGAGCAUUGGUGGAACAGUGGGCGUGGCUGAUAGUGUUCCCACUGGAUACAGGUUAAAGCUGUCCACAAGAGGCGGGGUUAAUGGUGACAUCAUACUUCCACCUGUAGACUACGGUUUGAUGGAAUAUUAUGCCAGUUCUGGUCCUCUUCCUUGUCCUCCUCCCCCUCCAGCCCCUCCCUCUUCCAAUCCUGGACUGUCCAGCUCUUCUUUAUCCUGCCCCCUCCCACCUAGCCCACUUCCAGGGCCACUUCUAACUCCACCCCCUCCAGGACCUCCACCAAUACUUCCUGCUUGGAACAAGGAGUCUCAGCCAAUCACAGAUGGGCGCAGUGACUUGUUGUCAGCGAUUCAAAUGGGUAUCCAGCUGAAGAAGGUUCAGGAGCAACAGGAGCAGCGAGCGAUGAGGGAAUGUUCAGAAAACGACGUGGCCUCCAUCCUGUCCAGACGCAUUGCUGUUGAGUACAGUGACACUGAGGACGAGUCUGAGCUGGACGUCAACGAGUGGUCCGACUGAGACUCUCACACACACACACACACACACACUAUCACACACACACACACACACUAUCACACACACACACACACACACACACUAUCACACACACACACACACACACACACACACACACACACACACACA